AUGCCCAUCUUCUCGCGCACCAACAAGGACAGCCUACCGACCCUACGCAACAUGGUCAACCUCUCCACAAUCCUCACCCCGACCAAGGGUGCCUGGCUCGACACCACAUCCUCGACGGCCACGGCGACGACCCCGCGAACCACGGCCACCACAAGGAGCCUGCCGCGCAUCAACGUCAAUGGCCUCGACCACCACCCCGAUCUCCUCGACGACAUCAUCUCGCCAAUCCUCGCCCGCACCGACAUUCCGAGCUUCUAUACCAACGACCCCCGCAACAUUGAUGUCAACAAUGCCUGCAUGGACAAGCUGCGGCGCGCCUUCGACGACCUCCUCAAGCGCCGCUCCAUGAUCCGCCGCGAGACGACCAUAUCGCGUGAUCAGUUUGUCGCCUGGCUCGAGAGCAUGCAGGGCGAGAGUCCCGCUGAUGUGGAGAAGCACUUGCCCGAGGACAAAGAUCGGUACACCCAGGGCGAGUUCCUCGAAGCCUGGCUCAUGCGCUUCGACUGGGACGCCGAGCGCCCAGCCUGCCCCGACAAGGACACCAGCCGGCCCAUCACAAACUACUUUAUCAGCAGCAGCCACAACACCUACCUCGAGGGGAACCAGCUUGCCUCCAAGAGCUCCCCGGAAGCCUACAGAGAGGUCCUGUCCCGCGGCUGCCGCUGCAUCGAGAUUGACGUCUGGAACGGCGACACCGUGGCCGCCGGUUCGGAGACGAAUCGAUCCAAGAGUCCUCGGCCCGAUCACAGCCGCAACCUCUCGGGGGCCUCCUUUGCCAACGUCGCCGCCAGUCUGAAGGAGACGGUGGGCGGCGUUCUCGGUGGAGGUGGGGCGGGCGAUCGCGCCUCAACGCACAGCCGGAGCCUGAGCGCCCAGAGCAGCUCGGGGCUGGGUCUGCGCGACAGCGGUUUUCUGUCAGAUCCGAGAGUCUCCGGCGACAAACUCGAAGGCGGUGCCGUCGUGGUGCCGCCCUGCCCGCCGAGCCCGCGUUUGCCGUACCCCAAGAACGAGCCCAUUGUGACCCACGGCUGGACCUUGACUACGCCCUGCGGCUUCCGCGAGGUCUGCGUCGCCAUUCGCGAGUCGGCUUUCGUAACCAACGACUUGCCCAUCAUCAUCAGCCUCGAGGUUCACGCCGACCACCAGCAGCAGGAGGUCAUGGUCGCCAUUAUGAAGGAGGAAUGGGGUGAUAUGCUGAUCGACAGGGCCAUGGACGGCCUUGACCAGAGAUUUCGCGUGCCCAGCCUCGAGGAGCUGCGGGGAAAGAUCCUCAUCAAGUGCAAGAAGCCGCCCAAGAAGAUCGAGGUGCCGUUCGGCUCGAUGCGCCUGACGAAAAGCAGGACGCAGGAGGAAGACACAUCGGCAUCUGACGAAGACAACGCGAGCCAGCAGCAGCAGCAGCAGCACCACCGCCAUCACCCUUCGGGCACCGCGCCCAAGAGCCCUCCGCCUACGACCGGCGCACCGCCCAAGGCGGCCAAGGUGCCCGUGUGCGCGGCGCUAGGCGAUCUCGCCAUCUACACGCACAGCGAGCACUUCAAGGGCUUCGAGACGGUCUCGAAGAAGCCGAGCCACAUCUACUUCAUCGCGGAGAGCAGGAUUCUCGAGCUGUACGCGACGAUGCAGAGCGCCGUCUUUACGCACAACAAGAACUACUUUAUGCGCGCCUUUCCCAACGGCGCCCGCUUCGACAGCUCCAAUCCGGACUCGAGUCUCUUCUGGCGCAAGGGCGUCCAGAUGGUCGCCCUCAACUGGCAGUACUUGGACGAGGGCAUGAUGCUCAACGAGGGCAUGUUUGCCGGUGAGCAGGGCUGGGUGCUCAAGCCUCCGGGCUACCGGACCUCGGACAAGACGUGCUUCGCGCAGGCAGACGCCCCGCACGCCGGUACGUUGAUGCUCUCCAUCUCGAUCCUCGCCGGCCAGCACAUUUGGGCGCCGGAGUCUACGGAAAGCGACAGCGGCUGGAGUGGUAGGAACCUCCGGCCCUUGGUCAAGUGCGAACUCCACGUGGAGCGGACGGGGAGCAGCAAUCGCAUGACAGGCGGGAGCGGCGGCGCAUCGUAUGAUGGCAAGUAUAAGCUGGAGACGGCACCGAUGAAGACGAGUCAUCCUGAUUGGGGCGACAAAGGCGAGCUCCUCAAGUUUCCGCUUGUUCCCAAGGUAGUGGAGGAGCUCAGUUUUGUGAGGUAA
Verticillium alfalfae VaMs.102 is the source of this 2190-nucleotide messenger RNA. Its product is annotated as 1-phosphatidylinositol-4,5-bisphosphate phosphodiesterase. The record is from RefSeq and is a predicted model, not a curated record. Gene Ontology annotation, molecular function: phosphatidylinositol-4,5-bisphosphate phospholipase C activity. The transcript has a single exon. Gene Ontology annotation, biological process: phosphatidylinositol-mediated signaling; lipid metabolic process. The coding region runs from base 1 to 2190 and encodes 729 amino acids. Lineage: Eukaryota; Fungi; Ascomycota; Sordariomycetes; Glomerellales; Plectosphaerellaceae.